UGUAAUCCCAGCUACUCGGGAGCUGAGGCAAGAGAAUCGCUUGAACCUGGGAAAUGGAGGUUGCUGUGAGCUGAGAUUGUGCCACUGCACUCCAGCCUGGGCAACAGAAUGAGACUCUGUCUCAAAAAAAUAAAAAUAAAAUAAAGAAUGUAGAAGGAAGUUAUAUAGAAAAGAAUAAGAAGGACAUUGAAGCAGGAGGAAUGCCACGUGUCUGUAGCUGGGAGGCAGGAGUUGGCAGGCCCUGGUGGAGGCCUGAGCAGACAGCCACUGCUCCCCACUACCUUGGCAGGCACAGGACCCUCCAGCCCAGGCAACUGAGCUCCAGCUACCUGCUUCUCUUCUCCUGCCUCCCCACUAAGCAGAAGCGACCCCUGUGACAUUGGUGCAGUCAGGGGCCCGGGACCUAGCUCUGAGGCUUGAGAAACCUCUCCCUUCUGCAGGCUUUUGACACAGGAUCCCUGAUCCCCCACCAGGUCCUCAAGCACUUGAGUACGCAAGGACCCUCACUGUCUGGGACAAAAUCGAACCACCUGCUUCUGUCUCUUUCUUACUGGCUGAUUUCUCCUCUCCCAUUCUCUCCAUCCUUUCCCUCCUCUCUGUAGCAAUGGCAAAGCACAAGCAGGAAGUGAGGAAACUGACCGUCCUCUCUCCAUUUCAGGCAUAGCAGACUCCUUGGGAAGACUCACAGGACUGUACCCACUGCCUGCCAUGUCUCUGUGGCCACCUUUCCGAUGCGGAUGGAAGCCAGGGCCAAGGGACUCUAGAGGGGCCUCUGCACAGCUUCCCCAUCAGGACUUCAAGGCCCUGCUGGCAGGGUGCCUGAGGAAUGGCUGCCUCUUUGAAGACACCAGCUUCCCAGCCACCCAGAGCUCCAUCGGCAGUGGGUCCCUGCUGCAGAAGCUGCCACCCCGCCUACAGUGGAAGAGGCCCCCGGAGCUGCACAGCAAUCCCCAGUUUUAUUCUGGCAAGGCUAAAAGGCUGGAUCUGUGCCAGGGCAUUGUAGGAGACUGCUGGUUCUUGGCUGCCUUGCAAGCUCUGACCUUGCAACAGGACGUUCUGAGCCGGGUUGUUCCCCUGAAUCAGAGUUUCACUGAGAAGUAUGCUGGCAUCUUCCAGUUCUGGUUUUGGCAGUACGGGAACUGGGUUCCUGUGGUGAUUGAUGACCGUCUUCCUGUGAAUGAGGCUGGCCAGCUGGUCUUUGUCUCCUCCACCUACAAGAACUUGUUCUGGGGUGCGCUUCUGGAAAAGGCCUAUGCCAAGCUCUCUGGUUCCUAUGAAGACUUGCAGUGUGGACAGGUGUCUGAAGCCCUUAUAGACUUCACUGGAGGGGUGACGAUGACCAUCAACCUGGCAGAAGCCCAUGGCAACCUCUGGGACCUCCUUACCAAAGCCACCUACCACAGAACCCUCAUUGGCUGCCAGACCCACUCAGGGGAAGAGAAGGUUCUGGAGAACGGGCUGGUGGACGGCCAUGCCUAUACUCUCACAGGAAUCAGGAAGGUGACCUGCAAACAUAGACCUGAGUAUCUAGUCAAGCUACGGAACCCCUGGGGAAAAGUGGAAUGGAAAGGAGACUGGAGUGACAGUUCAAGUAAAUGGGAGCUGCUGAGCCCCAAGGAGAAGAUUCUGCUUCUGAGGAAAGACAAUGAUGGAGAGUUCUGGAUGACACUGCAGGACUUUAAAGCACAUUUUGUUCUCCUGGUCAUCUGUAAACUGACCCCAGGCCUGUUGACCCAGGAGGCGGCCCAGAAGUGGACAUAUACCAUUCGGGAGGGGAGAUGGGAGAAGGGGAGCACAGCUGGUGGCCGGUGGCAGUUGCUGCAGGACACAUUUUGGAAGAACCCACAGUUCCUGCUGUCUGUCUGGAGGCCUGAAGAGGGCAGGAGAUCCCUGAGGCCCUGCAGCGUGCUGGUGUCCCUGCUGCAGAAGCCCAGGCACAGGCGCCGCAAGCAGAAGCCUUACCUUGCCAUUGGCUUCUACCUUUAUAGGAUGAACUUGUACCAUGAUGGUGAGAGGAGACUGCCCCCCGAGUUCUUCCACAGAAACGCUCCCCUGAGCCAGCCUGAUAAGUUUCUCAGGGAGAAAGAAGUGAGUCAGGAGCUGUGUCUGGAUCCAGGGACAUACCUCAUUGUGCCCUGCACCUUGGAGGCUCACCAGAAGUCAGAGUUCAUCCUCAGGGUCUUCUCCAGGAAGCACAUCUUUUAUGAAAUUGGCAGCAGUUCUGGUGUUGUCUUCUCGAAGGAGAUAGAAGAGCAAAAUGAAGAACAGAAUGAAUGCUUCACCAAAUUCUUUGAAAAGUAUCCAGAAAUUAAUGCAGUUCAACUGCAGAGCAUCCUGAACCAUAUGACCUGGUCAAGUCUGGGGAGCACACAGCCCCUCUUCAGCCUGGAAGCCUGCCAGGGGAUCCUGGCGUUACUGGAUCUUAAUGCCUCAGGUACUAUGAGCAUCCAGGAAUUCAGGGACCUGUGGAAGCAGCUGAAGCUCUAUCAGAAGGUUUUCUACAAGCGAGACAAUGGGUCAGGAUACCUGAGCUGGGCACAGCUGCAGGCUGCCAUGAGGGAGGCAGGAAUCGUGCUCAGUGAUGAUGUCUGUCAGCUGAUGCUCAUCCGCUAUGGUGGCCCCAGCCUCCAGAUGGACUUUGUCAGCUUUGUCCACUUGAUGCUGCGUGUAGAGAACAUGGAGGAUGUUUUCCAAAACUUAACCCAAGAUGGCAAAGGGAUAUACCUCCAGAAGUCAGAGUGGAUGAUGAUGGCACUGUACUCCUGAGAAGGCUGAGUCUCAUCUGCCUUCACUGAGGACUCUGCAUGUGUUCCAAGAGUAGCCUUUGGCUGAGACCAACCUACAUCCACCCUACUUACUGAUCUUCAGAACCGACUCACCAGCCAUCACCUUCUCAGCUGGGAAGAUUUCUCUUCUGCAGCCCUCCCUUGGAUGGCCAGCAUGCAGAAAGGGAAGGGAGGCAGUAAAGAGAAAAAAAAAAAAAGAUUGCAUCAGAUUUGUAAAAGCCAGCCGUCCUUCCCUGGGGCCACAACCUUGCCACAAGCGGAGAUGUUACCUGACAUGGCCAAAGCAUUCUGACUGCAGAGCUGGUGUGCUUAGCCUCACACAACACUGCCUCUGUGGCCUCAAACUCAAGUGACCUUAGUCAUGCCACAUGUUCUCAUGUGUGGGGUAAUCAUCUAGGUUUCAAGGUCUGAAGAGGGAAUGAUAUAUCCUUAGACAUUUAGUCCCAGCAUCUGCAAAUUGAUAGAUGUAGGCUAAGUUCCAGUUAUAUUUCAGGAAUAUAGCAGGCUUUCAGAAACAGAAAAUAAGAGAAUUGGCAGAGUGCAGGUAGGGUGGCUGGCUCUGACAUCUGAGAUCAUGGGGUAAUCUUCUGCUGACAAUAUCUCCAUAUGAUUGGAUUUAGGGGAACCCAGUGGAUUGAAAGCACGCAAGUGCUCAAAGGGCUUCCUGCCUGUGACAGGUAACAGUCUGUUUACUUGACCUGUAGACUAUCAGAUCCACUUCGAAUCCAUCCAGAAAAUCUCAGUCUAUCCACUUCAAAGAACAAAAACACACCCAUUUAUCAAGCUCUUGCAAUGGGUCGAGCAUCUGCUCGGUGCUGGGGACACAGAGCUGACAGUCUUCUGGGGGGUGUUGACUGACAGGUGUUCUGUGUUCAGAUGACUGACAGGUGUUCUGUGGUGCACUGUGACCUGGGAAUGCACACAGGGCUGUGGAAACACAGAGGAGAGCCAACUAGCACAACCUGAGAGGGCUAGGGGAGGCUUCCUGGCAGAAGUUUCUCUUUAACCAUCUUAAAGGGAAAGAGGCACUAGGUAGGAAAAUAAAAGAAAAAUGAUGUUUCAGACAGAGGGUACUGCACAUGGGGGGAAAAAAGACACUAGGGCUGGGUGCGGUGACUCACACCUGUAAUCCCAGCACUUUUGGAGGCCAAGGUGGGUGGAUCACCUGAGGUCAGGAGUUUGAGACCAGUCUGGCCAGUGUGGUGAAACCCCAUCUCUACUAAAAAUACAUAGAAAAAAAAAUUAGCCGAGCAUGUUGGCAGGCGCUUGUAAUCUGCUACUCAGAAGGCUAAGACAGAAAAAUCGCUUGAACCCAGGAGGCAGAGGUUGCAGUGAGCCAAGAUCAUGCCACUGAACUCAGCCUGGCUAACAAAAAGUGAAACUUCGCCUUAAAAAAAAAGACACUAAAGCAAGGGAUGAAACAGAGUGCUUGGAACACAGCAAGAGGUUCAGAGAAGCCGGAACUUAUCUCUAUUGUAAGACAGCCAAGGCCACUCAGGCUGGCAAGGGCUGAUAUCCACAGCAACUGCCAUGAGGUCUGGGUCCUAUCCUGAGAGGCUGAGCCAUCAUCCAAGAAUUCUAAGCCUGGUCAUGAGAUGCCUAAUCCUUUCCUCGAUACCAGAAAAACUAGGAAGUUAACAGAGUACAGGGGGAGGGAGGUUCAAUUCUCUGCAUUGGCCCUUAGUUCAGGGGACCUUGAUCAAAUGGUUUAACCUUUUUGAAUCUCUACAGCUGCAUCAGUAACAUGGUGAUGACAAUAUCAUCCGCAUAGGGCUCUAAUACAGUCUAGAUGAGAUAACAUAUGUAAGCAUUUAUGGCAUUGGGCAGUGCACUGAAAAAUUAUGAGCUCCACAGAUUUCUUUCGGGGAGGGUGCCUUCCUUCCAACAUUUGUGACAUGUACAGUGGCUUAUGCCAACGCUAGGUGGUGCACGAUCCCCACACCAGGACGUCUUCUGCCAGAUGCAGGACCACAGAUGACAGCUUCAGCACAAGCUAGUCUGGGAAACGCUGGCUAAUGUAAUACUUUGCCAGCCUGACUGAGUCCAAAAGGCCAGCUUCAGCCUCACAUGUAUUCACUUGUCUCGCCUUGUUUCUUUUUCCUGACUAAUAUUUAAUGCAUGUACUGUACUCUAUGUUAUAUAUUGUUUCUGAUAUUUAUUUUAUUUAAGCACUCAGCUUGCAUGCAUCUCCUUGAAGGAUAUGGUGGCACCCAGCCCACACAUCCUGGCAUCCUGGCACCUGGUUUAUUACAUAGCUCAGGUUUAGCAUUUACCAAUUUAAUGAAUGAACAAUUUUAAAGUCAUUCAGGUAAAUCCUGUCAUUUAAGAAGUCAGUCUCUUCUCAAGUUGUUAACUGAAAACAUCAGUAUAUAAGGUUUGCUUAAAGAGACAUGCAACUUCUCACUAAAGGAUCCCUCUCUGGUGGCCUAAAGUUUAGAGUCAUUCCGAUGCCAAAUGGCAGGUCCUAACUCAAGGAGCAGUUGAAACCAUCAUAGAUGCUCUCUGAACAUGUUCUUCAUGUCCUGAAAUUCAACACACUAGGGUGUCACUUUCUCUUACCCAUUCAGACUUCCUUCUCCUGGGAACAUCAACCAUUGGGUCAAAUUUCUGAGCCUUUUGCUUUCAGGUCACAAAUCACAGAGUGAGUAGUGGGAGGUGGGUGGUUCUAGGCCAGGCCCAGGCUCAGGGGAGGCCUGGUUGUUAAGCUCCAUGCUGACUCCUUGUCUUCAUCUUCAUCUUAAGUCUGGGCUUGCCUUGUUUCUCCUGCUUGCAGAAGAAAAUUAUGCCAGAAGCUGCACAGCCCAAGACAGGCAGGGUGGGGUGAUGGAAA
Molecule: messenger RNA, 5616 nt
Organism: Callithrix jacchus (white-tufted-ear marmoset)
Lineage: Eukaryota; Metazoa; Chordata; Mammalia; Primates; Cebidae
Gene: CAPN14
Product: calpain 14
Biological process (GO): proteolysis
Cellular component (GO): cytoplasm
Molecular function (GO): calcium ion binding; calcium-dependent cysteine-type endopeptidase activity
Source: RefSeq, a predicted model, not a curated record